CGUUUGGUGGGAGUUCCGAAGGGGAGGGGGGCCGGAGCUGCUGCUGCCACAUGGCCUUGGGCUUCCGGUGCCGCCCCACUUCCUGCGCAGCGCCCUGCGAGUUUCCGGCCGGCCGCCCUGGACUGGAGCAACUCGCCUCCCCCUCGCCUCUGGUUCCGUGACUGCGCGCCUCGUGCCUCGCUUCCCUGAAGCUCGAGGAGCAUGGCGCCCCUGAACCGCCCGGCUCCCGUGGAGGUCACCUACGGGAACAUGCGGUUCCUCAUUACGCACAAUCCAACCAGCGCCACGUUAAGCCGAUUCAUUGAGGAGCUGAAGAAACACGGGGUGACCACCAUAGUAAGACUGUGUGAAGCAACUUACGACACCGCCCUGGUAGAGAAAGAAGGCAUCCGGGUCCUGGAUUGGCCUUUUGAUGAUGGUUCAUCCCCGUCCAAGCGCAUUGUCGAUGACUGGUUGCAUCUGGUCAACAUUCAGUUUCGCAAGGAACCUGGCUGUUGUAUUGCUGUUCACUGUGUUGCAGGUCUCGGGAGAACGCCGGUGCUUGUUGCCCUAGCACUGAUCGAAAGCGGAAUGAAGUAUGAAGAUGCGGUACAGUUCAUAAGGCAGAAACGACACGGAGCUUUUAACAGCAAACAGCUUUUGUAUUUGGAGAAAUACCGUUCCAAAAUGCGCCUGCGUUUCAAGGACUCUAGUGGUCACAGAAACAACUGUUGUGUUCAAUAAAAAAUAGCUGCUAAUGUGCCGUGGGGGAUUGGAUUUGAGGCAGUACUUAAUUUGGCUACAUAGUAAGCCACAUUUGGUUUUAAUGAAGCUUAGCAGUAUCGAAAAGCCACAGUCUGACAGAAGAGCAACCGACUGUGUGUCGCUUACUACCGUCCUAUCAUAGAAAGAAUGAAAAUUGUAAGGAUGAAGCUUGGGCCAGGCAGAAACAACAUGUAAGAUACUUAGUGAGAGUAGUGCCAAAGGUAGCCAGCACAAUAUUUGUAUAUUUUUUAGUUACACGGAAUUUAAAAUCUCAGGAACUGUAACAACGUUCUAGGCCUUAUGUGGAUAAUUCCUUAAGUAAUGUCGAACACUGUAAGUUGAACUUACUUUCCUGAUCCACUCUACAUAUGUUCUGGUAUACAUUGGGUUUGUGCAAUAGUUGAUAUUCUUGGAUCUUUAUUCUUAGGACUACCUAAUGCCUUCCUACAAAUCUAAUUUUAUGUUAUUGUGAUACCUCCAUUUUGAAAAAUCCACUUAGAGUUAGAAGUUUAUGCAAGGUCCGCAUUGCACUGAAGUGUGUGUGUUUGAUAUCUUCAGAUAUAAGAGCUUCACAGUAAAUAUUGUAUGUGCAACUUAACAGGAAGGGCCUGAAAGUAAGGUGUGUUUCUAGUAAAACUAAGAUGUGUUUCUAGUAAAACGUUGCCUUUGUCUUAUGCAGGGUGUAUAGGAUAGACGCUUUAGUAAACAUCUUUUAAAAAGUAGACAUACUAGCUUUCAUGCCUAAUUCCAAAUUUCUGAAAAUCUUGUAAUUCUUCAUGCCUAUUGGAAAAUGAAAACCAUUACCUGAGUUUGAAGUUAGAGAUGUUUCUUUUCUACCUAACUCAAACAGGAGUAGGCCUCUACUAGCAAAUUGCACAUGUAAUAUUUUGUGUAUUUGUUUGAACUGUGACAGUGUUAGGAUACUUUAUAAUUAGUUUUUUUAUGAAGUUGAUAAAAUGAUCUGUUUUAGUGUUAGUACAACUAUAUUUCCUUACUGUCUGAGAGCCAAAGGUUGGAAAUCUAUGGGAGAAACAACUUGUCUGUUCACCAUUAGCAGCUAGUACAAGAACUUGAAUAUAUGAAUAAACUGAAUUACGAGAGAGAAUUCUAAGAUGGUUUAG
Messenger RNA from Perognathus longimembris pacificus (Pacific pocket mouse), 1865 nucleotides. RefSeq names its product protein tyrosine phosphatase type IVA 1-like. Gene Ontology annotation, cellular component: nucleus. Lineage: Eukaryota; Metazoa; Chordata; Mammalia; Rodentia; Heteromyidae. The record is from RefSeq and is a predicted model, not a curated record. Gene Ontology annotation, molecular function: protein tyrosine/serine/threonine phosphatase activity. Bases 202 to 723 code for a protein of 173 amino acids. Gene Ontology annotation, biological process: protein dephosphorylation. The transcript has a single exon.